Fusarium oxysporum Fo47 is the source of this 662-nucleotide messenger RNA. RefSeq lists its product as uncharacterized. Bases 106 to 606 code for a protein of 166 amino acids. NCBI's taxonomy places the organism in Eukaryota, Fungi, Ascomycota, Sordariomycetes, Hypocreales, Nectriaceae. The transcript is spliced from 4 exons. Gene Ontology annotation, molecular function: oxidoreductase activity. The record is from RefSeq and is a predicted model, not a curated record.
CCGUUAUAUAAAUGCUUGCUACCCCUCGAUUUUAGCUGCCGAGGCCGUUUCACUGAAACAAUUAUCGCCAAAAACUUCACUCAAAUCACUUUUUUGUAUAUCAAAAUGGCUCAAGUUCUCGUUGUCUAUCCUUCCGGUCCUUCUUUCGACCUGGAUUAUUAUCUCACAAAGCACAUGCCUCUUGUCGCAUCCAAAUGGGGUUCCCACGGUCUCAAGAACUACAAGAUUCUUACCUUCCAGGAGGGUGCACCCUUCCAGAUCCAGGCUACUCUUGAGUGGGAGAGCCUUGAGGUGUUUGAGAAGGCUGCUGCUAGCGAGGCGGCCGCUGCUGUCUUUGGCGAUAUCAAGAACUUCUACGAUGGAAACCCUGUGCUGCUGAAGGGGCCUGUUGUUGCUAGCGAGACUGUUGCGUCAUCACCCUUUGAUCUGACGAUUUGCCAGCGAAUCCAAAUUAUAAAGUCGAUUCUGGUGUCAAUUGGGACAGCUGAUGAUCUGGCGGACAUGGAACUCCGCGGCCGCCGAGUAUCGAGGAAACGUGUACAUGUCGAUAAUCUAAUGCGAUUCCGCGAGACAUUCCGUGGAACCAAGAUUUAUGCGGCCCGAUAAGACCAAGCAGCCGGGUUUCCCGGAAAUUCGGUCUCAGCUGAUUCGCAUCCCGAAAU